Molecule: messenger RNA, 1836 nt
Organism: Colias croceus (clouded yellow)
Lineage: Eukaryota; Metazoa; Arthropoda; Insecta; Lepidoptera; Pieridae
Product: thiamine transporter 1-like
Exons: 7
Coding region: 421-1719 (432 amino acids)
Biological process (GO): transmembrane transport; vitamin transport
Cellular component (GO): plasma membrane
Molecular function (GO): vitamin transmembrane transporter activity
Source: RefSeq, a predicted model, not a curated record
UGAUUGAUGAAUUUUGAAAUUUCAAAAUCACAUGAAGGUUAAGUGGCGCCAUAGGAUUUAAAAUAAAACAAAAUGAAUAAUAUUGAUGUACCUUGUGUUCGUUAAGACAAAUGUUUAAUAGACGAAAAAUAUAUUAAUCCAAGAUCUCGAAACAAUUAUUAUUCGAUAAAAAAAGUAGGUAUUUAAUUAAUAUUUGCAGACUUAGCAACUUACGUAAGUGUUAAUAACAAAAAAUGCACCAAGUAACAAAUUAUAAACAAAUUGCUGGUUGUAAAGGCAAAAUUAUUAUCAUGUGUGCACAAAGUAUACAAAGAUACUCCGUUGGAUGAUCAUUACAGGAACAGACCGGCAUUCAUAAACGCUUAUCAAAUCUCGUACUGUUUUCAUUCAGUUCUUGUAAGAUCUCAUAAGACGUACAACAUGCUCGCUUGGAUCAAGAUAACUCUUAUUUUAUGUUUGUUUGGAACUUUACGAGAAAUCCGGCCGUCGGAACCUUUUGUGACAGAGUUUUUACUAGGACAAUGGAGAAAUAUAACUGAAUCUCAGUUAAACAGAGAUGUUUAUCCUGUUGGUACUUAUUCUUAUUUGGCGCUAUUAGUUGUUGUGUUCCUCGUCACAGACUUCUUACGAUUCAAGCCAGUUAUCAUACUUUCAGGAUUAAGUGGGAUCUCAGUGUAUGCAGUAUUGCUGUGGACUUCAAGUUUAGAAUGGCUGCAAGUAUCCCAAUUCUUAUAUGGGAUUUACAUGGCCACAGAGAUUGCUUACCUCACAUACAUCUAUGCAAAAGUUGACACCGCAAAAUAUUCAAGAGUAUCUUCCUAUACCAGAAUAGCAGCUCUAACUGGCCGUUUUCUUUCUGGUGUCAGCUCACAACUACUCAUUCAUUAUGAAGCCAUGGACUAUAGAGACCUUAACUAUAUUACAUUUACAGCACAAAUAUUAGCAACCUUCUGGGCCUUCUGGUUACCACAUGUGCCAUACGGUAUUUACUUUCACAGAAGAUCAAUUGUUAGUGCAGGGCAAAUAGAUAUCAAUAUACCUAUAGAAAAACAAGCACCUACAAAAACGCCGUCGAUCCGCACGCAAGUAUUCGACGCAGCAUCGCUGAUAUCACGGCACGCGCGAUCCGCGUACAGCCGGCCCAAGGUGGUCGCGUGGUCCGCGCUGUACGCGGCCGCGCUCGCGCUGUUCGUGCAGGCGCAGACGUACGUGCAGCUGCUGUGGGCGCAGAUACAGCGCGAGAGCGACGUGCCGAUUGCGUAUAACGGCGCGGUGGAAGCGAUACAAACGCUCCUGGGUGCGUUCGGAGCGUUCCUAUCAUCGUACUGCGCACGCGCAUCGCUACCAGCGCCCGUCGCCGCAGUACAGGGACUCGCUGUGUUCGUGGCCGCACACGUACCCAACGUGUUCGUCUCGUACGCGGGGUACAUUGUGAUGGGCAUGCUGUAUCACUACACCAUCACGCUAGCUAGCGCAAAAAUAGCCAGCCAGCUGAGCGACGAGAGCUGUUUCGGUCUAAUAUUCGGCAUCAACACGCUCAUAGGGACCGGCCUGCAAUCUCUACUCACUCUUAUACUAAUUCAAACUUUAGAACUGCCGAUAUAUUCUCAGUACUAUUGUAUAAGUGCGUUGUAUUUGUUGCUAGCGUCGUUUUGGCUGCUAGGCUGGUUAGUACAGCUGUGCAAACAGAAAAACAGUAUUCCUUUAAACCAGUAUUGAUGUGUGAUCAAAUGUGCAAUUUACUUAAUGUAAGGGAGUCGAUUGUAUAUGCAGGAUAGAUUUUUUUUAUCCAUAGUAGAUUAUAGAAUGUUCAGAUAGGCAUUAUGUAUAAUUUAA